AUGCGUUCAAGAACUGGCUCAGGGGUCCGAUUAGACCGAAUCCUGUUUAUGGUUGAUCAAACCAUUUGCAAAUAUCAAAAUGCUAUAACGGGACUGUUUGCCAACCAAAAGGAUUUUCCAGGGCACGCAUGGAUUCGCGAUAAUGUUUACGUAAUCCACUCCCUUUGGGCUCUUUAUCGUGCGUAUAUGAAAUGCGCGGAAUUCGACGAAGACCUCACAAAAGCUAAUGAGUUAGGUCUCACAUGCAUUAAAAUGAUGCAGUCCCUUUUGGAAUGCAUGAUGCGCCAAGCGGAUAAAGUGGAAAUGUUCAAAAAAUAUCAGCGACCAGUAGACGCACUCCACUCGAAGUUUUCAGUUUCUACAAAGAGUACGGUUUGCGGCGAUACCGAGUGGGGUCAUCUUCAAAUAGAUGCCAUCUCCCUAUUUCUGCUUACCCUCGCACAGAUCACCGCCUCAGGUCUUCAAGUGGUGCGUAACUUCGAUGAAGUGGCCUUCAUUCAAAACCUCGUGUAUUACAUUGAAACUGGAUACCGCACUCCGGAUUUUGGCAUUUGGGAACGUGGAGAUAAGACAAACCAGGGAAUAAGAGAACUUAAUGCGAGCUCCAUUGGCAUGGUUAAAGCAGCUUUGCAGGCUUUGAAUGAUGUCGGUGACUUGUUUGGAGAUGGUUCUCGACGAUCCGCCAUACAUGUCUUACCCGAUGAGAUUGAGCAGUGUUCUGCGGUUCUUAGCAGCAUGCUUCCAAGAGAAUCGUUCAGUAAGGAGACGGACGCGGCGUUGCUAACGAUAAUCUCGUAUCCCGGUUUCGCCGUGGAGGAUGCUGAGUUGGUGGAACAAACUAGGGACACAAUUACUACGAAACUGUUGGGAAAGUAUGGAUGCAGGCGUUUCCUGCGGGAUGGGUACAAAACAGCCCUUGAGGAUCCUUAUCGUUUGUACUACAACAAGUCGGAACUACAGCAGUUCGAGAACAUCGAAUGUGAAUGGCCUCUAUUCCUUUGUCUUCUUAUGUUAGAUGCCAUGUAUAACAAGAACGAUGAAGCGGUUGAGGACUACUGGCAACGAUUGGAAAGUGUCGUAGUUUUGUGCGAAAAAGGAUUUCGGCUAAUUCCUGAGCUCUAUAAAGUGGAACGCCAUUGCGUAGCUGGUGAAAAAGCUAACAGAGGAUCACAGCCUAGAAUUCCAGCUGGUGCUACCCCUGCCGAACUGGAUCCUCUCAGCAGAAGGUUGUCAUCUCACGAAAAACGUCCUCCAUGUGAAGUUCAAGUGACCAUUUUGGCUAAAACUGGGGAGGUACAACGCGAACUACGAGCGAAUGGAAUCAACGUUCAGCGAAUCGACGAAAUCGAUCCUGUGUUCACUAUACUACCAGCUUCAUCGCUCGCUGAAUUCCACUCGAGGAUUGGGCAAUCGAAUAAGUUGCGUUUGAGUGGACGUCCGUCGGAUCGAGAUAUCGGUUUGUUGAGUACAAGUCGGCUAUAUCAAAUCGGACAAAAAUUCGUAAUAUUCACACCUCAGUUCAUGGACAGUCGUCGAUCUCAUUUAAUGUAUGAUAUUCGCAUUCUAAUGGAUGAGUGGAGCUCUGAGCUGCAGUACAUAUAUGCGUCUUGGAAUUCAGUCAGCAUCAGCGGGAGGCCGUUAGUGGUCCUGGUCAUCAAUAGUGACAUGCUCACCACGGAUGGUUUGUCGAACUUCUCCAACAUUUCUCUCAACCGAUUUAUGAAAUCUACUGUAAUAGGAACCAUCAAGAAAAUCAACACCGGAUAUCUUGGUGGAGCUAGAAUCGUCAUGAGGAAUCUGUCGGAUUUUUUCCGCACCACUGCUGUGAGUAAGUUGGAGUUCAACGACAACAGUGGGGAGUUCCUUCUAGACGAGCCUGAAACAAAGAUUCAGUUCGCCUUACCUAGUGACGUCAGUCUGGCUGAUAAGACCAGUUUUUCGUUAUCACCGAAACCCAGCUCGCUUCGACGUGGCGAGUCAGUGAGGGAUCGAAGCACUUACAACCUGGUACAUAAAGUAUCGAUGAGACAUCGAUCAAUCGCGCUCGACAGCAAUGAUAGCGGUUGGUUCAUAGUUAGUGUUAGUUAUGGUCUUUGCAUUUCAAAGCCCAUUUGCGAGAUAGUUUCGCAUGAGCACUGGCGCUAUCUGGUGAAGUUGCGACUCAAAUAUGCACCCAGGGACCCUCCAGAAAUACAGACAUAUGGUCCACCUACGGCACCAGUCGCAAUGUCAGAAACUAACGCGAGCAUAUCACGUAACAUGCUCAAAACUACCACUAGAAACGCCGACUCGACGUAA
This is a messenger RNA of Haemonchus placei, 2298 nucleotides long. Lineage: Eukaryota; Metazoa; Nematoda; Chromadorea; Rhabditida; Trichostrongylidae. The record is from the annotation of a GenBank genome assembly.